Messenger RNA from Rosa chinensis, 3345 nucleotides. RefSeq names its product importin-5. Gene Ontology annotation, cellular component: nucleus; cytoplasm. Gene Ontology annotation, molecular function: nuclear import signal receptor activity. The record is from RefSeq and is a predicted model, not a curated record. Gene Ontology annotation, biological process: protein import into nucleus. Lineage: Eukaryota; Viridiplantae; Streptophyta; Magnoliopsida; Rosales; Rosaceae. The transcript is spliced from 14 exons. The coding region runs from base 60 to 2546 and encodes 828 amino acids.
UCUUUCUUCUUGUUUCUUCUUCCCCUCGUGUUUCUUCCUUUCUCCGUCAGCGUAUUGGAAUGGCGGAGUCUACUGAGCAUCAGCAACUGGCGGCCAUUCUCGGUCCUGAGCCCGCCGCCACUUUCCAAACCGUAAUCUCCCACUUAAUCUCCUCCCCCUCCUCUUUGCAAACCCUAAUCUCCGACCUCAUCUCCUCCGAGAAGCGGUCCGAGGCCGAGCUCGUCUUCAACAUCUGCAAGCAAGCCGAUCACGAGUCGCUUUCUCUCAAACUCGCUCAGCUUCUCCAGGUCUCUCCCGACGAUAAGACCCGAGCCAUGUGCUCCAUUCUCCUCCGGAAGCAACUACUCACCGGUGACCUGUGGCGAAGACUCUCUCCUAACACCAUAUCCACCCUCAAACAUACUCUAUUAUCUUGUAUUCAACGCGAGGACACCCGAACAUCGAUUUCGAAGGCCAUCUGCUACGCCGUGUCGGAGCUCGCCUCCGCAGAGUUAGAGUUGUUGGGCGGCGAAGGCUGGCCGGAGCUCUUGCCCUUUCAGUUCCAAUCCACCUCCUACGAUGCGCCGCCGAAGCUUCAGGAAUGCUCCUUCUUGAUUUUCGAUCAGCUCGCGGACUUCUUUACCCCGUUUAUAGACGAAUUACACACCGUCUUCUUAUACUGCUUGAGCUCCUCCACAAGGUCAAAUGAAGUUAAGAUAGCCGCGUUUAGUGCGGUGGUCAGUUUCAUUCGGUGUUUGUCCAGCUCUGAAGAUCCGAAUAUGUUUCACGACGUCUUGAUAGAAAUGAUGAGAACAGUGAUGGGGGAAUUGAACAAAGGGAAGGAGAUCAUGGCACAGGAAGCGAUCAAGUUGUUCAUUGAAUUGGCCGGGACCCAUCCGACGUUGCUCAGCCGCAACGGGCAGAUCAUCCGGGCUAUGCUGCAGAUUGCUGAAGCCAUAGAUGUCUUGGAACAAGGGACGAGGCACUUGGCCAUUGAGUUUCUGAUUACUCUGGCCGAGGCCGGAGAGCGUGCACCAUGGAUAAUGAGGAGGUGUCGGGAGUUUGUUGGUCUACUUUUUCCCAUUUUAAUGAGGAUGGUUUCAAAUGUCAAGGAUGAUCCCUCAUGGCAUACAGCUGAGACUGAUGAUGACAUUGCCUUGGGUGUAAGUGGUGACUACUGUGUUGGGCAGGAGUGUUUGCAUAGGCUUGCCAUUGCCUUGGGUGGCAAUAACAUUGUUCCAAUUGCGUUAGAACACUUUACUUCCCAUUUUGCUGCACCCGAGUGGCCCAAGCAUCAUGCAGCAUUGAUUGCCCUUGCUCAAAUCGCUGAGGGUUGCUCUGAGAUAAUGAUAAAAGAUUUGGAGCAAGUGGUGGCAAUGGUUUUGAACUCCCUUGAACAUCCUCAUAUUCGGGUAAGGUGGUCAGCUAUUAAUGCAGUUGGCCAGUUGUCUACUUAUUUGGCCCCAGACCUGCAAGUUCAAUAUCAUCAACAGGUGUUUUCUGCACUGAAUGCCACUAUAUAUGGUUUGCAGAACCGUCAUCUACUGGCUUGUGCUGCUUCAGCACUGCAAAAAUUCAUUGAGAAAUGUGCUAGUGAUAUCUUGACACCUUAUUUGGAUGAAGUGGUUUCCCAAUUGGUUGUACUUUUGCAGAGUGAGAUACAAAUGGUGCAUGUAGAAGCAUUGACUGCUUUGGCAUCAGUCGUUGUUUCAUUUCCGGACCAAUUCCAAAAAUACUAUGAAGAUGUCAUGAUUCCCCUGAGAGGUAUGUUGUUGGAUGCCACUAAUAACCCGGUUUGGUCCAAGUCCGUGGAGUGUAUUAGCCUGGUUGGUAUGGCUGUUGGAAAGGAGAAAUUCAGGGAUGAUGCUAAGAAAGUCAUGGAAGUGCUGAUGUCUUUUCAAGGAUCUCAAAUGGAGCUAGAUGACCCAACUGCAAGUUGCAUGCUACAGAUAUGCGCUGACCUCUGCAAGUGUCUAGGACAAGAUUUCCUUCCAUACAUGGGUGCUGUUAUGCCUCCUUUGCUUCAGUUUGUUCAAAUUAAGCCUGUUGAAACCGUUACCUCCGCAAAUGACAAUAGUGAUAUGGAUGAAUCUGAUGAUGAAAGUAUGGAAACAAUUACUCUUGGAGAUAAAAGGAUUAGAAUCAAGACUAGUGUGUUGGAGGAAAAAGUUACAGCUUGCAAUUUGCUGUGUUGCUAUGCUGAUGAACUGAAGGAAGGAUUCUUUCCAUGGAUCGAUCGGGUUGCUCCAACGUUAGUUCCACUUAUAUCUUAUAUCCAUGAAAAAGUGAGGAAGUCUGCUGUUUCAGCAAUGCCGAAGCUACUGCUUUCUGCAAAGUUAGCUAUAGAGAAAAGACAAUCCCAAGGAUGUAAUGAAACCUAUAUAAAGAAAUUGUCUGACCACAUCCUUCCAGCUCUGGUGGAAGCAUCACAUCAGGAAACUGAUAGAGAAAUCACUGCAAUAAUAUUGGAUGCUUUAAAUGAAUGCAUACAGAUAUCUGGACCACUUCGAGAUGAAGCCAUGUCACAUGCACCUAGUCGAGGUGAUAAAGCAGGGAUCACUCCCUAAUUUACGUAGGAAAAGCGAGUAGGAUCACUCCUAGUUCCAGUAGGAAAAGGGAGUUGAUGGAAUAUGUAAAUGCCUUCUAGAAAGUUUUGUACCUAUUAGAAGUGAAUUCAAUGUUGCAAUAUGUAAAUGCCUUGUGUGAAGAAAAAUGCGCCUCACGGUUGACUUUUCUUUUUCUCUACGAAAGUAACUGGUACAAUACCUUGACCUCACUUUCGCGGCGUGGACCUGUACUCUUCUAGUACCGGUGAACCUUGUUCAGAACUUUGUGGCUACCUCGAUAAGGUAGUGCCUAUUCCAGCACAAACGGAUUCAAAAUGGGGAUGAAUUGAGCUCUGAUUUGGCAGCCAUGAGAAUGGAAGAUCUGGAUACCAGAAGACAACCACCAAUGUGACGCUGAUCUGCUAUGCAAGCACCUUGAAGAACCUGGUGGAUUGAUUCAAGCAAACUGUGUUGGAUGACUUUGAAAUGACAUAUGAAGAUUGCUCCUAUACUGCUGGGCUACAAAGAAAAUGGAAGCUUAAAGGGGGCUGGAGUCUAAUUGAUAUUCCCAUAUAAUUACGUCAUUGUGAAAUUCAAUCUUGAGGAGGACAUGAAUGCUGUCUUGUGUGGUGGCCCAUGGAUUCUGGCUGGACAAACUCUGGUUGUUCAGAGAUGGAGACCUGAGUUUGACCCUCACCGAAAUCAUUUGCAAAAUGGCUUUGUGGGUGCGACUUUGUGAUCUUCCAGUGAAGUAUUUCAAAGACUACUGUGGUUAAACUAGAUGGGCUGCCCCAAAGACCCACCUCCGAUUCAUGAAGAC